Molecule: messenger RNA, 2934 nt
Organism: Capsicum annuum
Lineage: Eukaryota; Viridiplantae; Streptophyta; Magnoliopsida; Solanales; Solanaceae
Exons: 9
Coding region: 479-2188 (569 amino acids)
Biological process (GO): metal ion transport; transmembrane transport
Cellular component (GO): membrane
Molecular function (GO): metal ion transmembrane transporter activity
Source: RefSeq, a predicted model, not a curated record
GCUUAUGGCAUACUAAAGAUGAAACGGUGGAAUAUAACAAGUACAGUACUUUGUAUCUUACACUAUGUACAACAAAAUUUUUAGGUUUUUAUUUAUUGGAAAAAAUCAAGAAUUGUUUUUCCAAAUACCCAUUUUGAAUCUUGGUUCAUGAAAAAAAUUAGAAGUAGAAGUUUCUGGAGUUCUACUACUACUGCUGCUCUUAUCAUCGCCAAUGAUAUUUGGGAAAGAUGGGAACCUUUAUAAGUUCGCUUUAGUUUUUGUCGAAAUGAAGUAGCAGAUCUUACAGUCUUCGACUUUCCUAUGAGUGGCAUUGGUUACAACCUUGUGUGUUGCUCGUAACGAUUGGAGAACAAUCCAAAAUUAUGUGUUAAAUGGUUUCAUGAGAUUAUAGUACAGACCUGGUUUUGUCUUGGCAAAAUGUUGACAUUCACAACUUAAGGAAUGCUGGCUAAGUUGAAACAAGAAAAGGGGAAGCAACAUGAGUAGUGUAACUCAUGAGAGUGCAGAAAUGAACAAUGGUACAAAGAAUCGAGAGAAUCAUAAACAGCAAUUUUCCCGAGAUGUCAUGCUGGGUAGUGAGCUAUGGACAGAUGGUCUGCUUUGUGCCUUUGAAUUUGUCCGUAGCCAGCGGAAGACAAAUGGCGCGAGAUCGACUGAACAUCAUGCUUCAAGGGAACCUAAAAAACAACCAUUCUAUAAAAGGGGAGCGAGUAAGUUCCCACCGCAAGAUGUUGACAAGGACGACUUUAUAGAACCUCAUCGUCCCACAGAAUCUAGAUAUGUCGACAUCGAGAACGGGGAUGGCCAAAGUUAUCAGCAAGACUAUCCAAGUUAUCAGCAAGACUAUCCUUAUUAUUCUCUAGAAAGGUCUCCCGGUAGUUACUGGAUACCAAUAGGCUGGGCUAGAAUAUCUGAGCUGCUUCAGACUGUGAAUAUUGAUAGUGCUUGGGCCUCUCAGCCUGUUGAUCUCAGUGAUGAGGAAGAUGACGUCACUGUAGCAGAUGUUGCAGCUCCAUACUGGCAACGUCCAGUUGGACCAACUUGGUGGUGUCACGUAGCUGCGGGUCACCCUUCCGUCAAUGCAUGGUUAAGCAAGGCUCAGUGGCUACAUCCUGCCAUAAGUACUGCCUUGCGAGAUGAAAGCAAGCUGAUCAGUGAACGUAUGAAGCACCUUCUCUAUGAGGUGCCGGUUAGAGUUGCGGGUGGAUUACUCUUUGAACUCUUAGGGCAGUCAGUUGGUGAUCCUUAUGUCGAAGAAGAUGACAUCCCAGCUGUCAUACGAUCGUGGCAAGCACAAAAUUUCUUGAUAACUGCAUUGCAUGUUAAAGGAUCUGCAUCAAAUAUCAAUGUGAUAGGUAUUGCAGAAGUCCAGGAACUACUCGCCGCUGGCUCAUCUAAUGUUCCACGAACAAUUCAUGAGGUAGUAGCACUCCUAGCUUGUCGCCUGGCUCGGUGGGAUGACAGGUUAUAUCGGAAGUAUAUUUUUGGGGCAGCUGAUGAAGCUGAACUGAAGUUCAUGAACAGGAGAACCCAUGAAGACGUGCAGUUGUUCAGUGUAAUUUUGAAUCAAGAGAUUAGAAGGCUGUCGACACAGGUUAUCCGAGUAAAAUGGUCUUUACAUGCAAGAGAAGAGAUUGUAUUCGAGCUUCUCCAACAUCUUAGAGGAAAUACUGCAAAGAUUUUGCUUCAAGGAAUACUAAAAAGUACAAGACAAAUGAUUGGAGAACAAGAAGCAGUUCGUGGCCGCUUGUUUACAAUUCAAGACGUCAUGCAGAGUACUGUCCGUGCUUGGCUACAGGAUCGGAGCCUUCGAGUCCAACAUAAUCUAGGAGUUUUUGGGGGCUGCGGACUUGUUCUUUCUAUUAUCACAGGGCUAUUCGGGAUAAAUGUGGACGGAAUUCCUGGAAACCAGGGAGCCCCAUAUGCGUUUGCCUUCUUCUCUCUUGCCCUCGUCGUGGUAGGGGCUGGGUUAAUUGCUAUCGGAUUAAUCUAUCUUGGGUUGAAAAAACCAUUCAUGGAGGAGCAAGUCGAGGUGAGAAAACUAGAGUUACAAGAACUCGUCAAGAUGUUCCAGCACGAGGCGGAAUCACACGUGCAGGUUCGAAAGGAUGCUGCUUCAGACGCCAAGAAGCCAGUUGGUUCGACAGGUAUAACGCCAGAUGGAGACAAAUAUGUUGUCAUUAGUUGAUCAAAACAUAGAAAUACCAAGUCCCGCGAUACUGCAUCAUGUUGAAAAUCGAAAAAAAAUUUGGAUCUCGUCACAACUGGUAGAAGGAAGCUGCAUAGAUAGAAUACUUCUGCUGCUUCAUAAGUUGAAUGUGCAGGUGCAUUCUUUAAGUUCUUCUCUUCGUUUUGUUUAUACAGAAAGUAGGUCUAAUUCGAAAUACAGUUGUGCGUUUAGAUUUGUAUGUGCAUUUUUCUGGAUUCAUCGACAUGGUUGCAUAUGUUCUUGGUAGUCGAGGCAGCGGGAAAAACAUCACAGAUAGUCACUUUUCAGCUCCUAUAAUUGAAUAAUAGUCAUUGUCCCGAGCAAAAGGAAGAGUACAAGAGGUAGGUCUCACCCGACAGACCAGUAAACACUUCUACGCGACAGUCAAAUGAGCAUUAUACUGAGGAGUCAUUGGAAAUUAUCGUGAACUUCUUUUCCCGGAGAAGAAGCAGUGACGGUAUCUGGGGGAACAGGCAUCGGCUGACUCUGUGCCAACAGCUGCGGUAAUACAGAGGAUGCAAGCAUUAUUCAGAAUGAUUGGGCGUAAAGCGUCUGUAGGUGGUUUUUUAGUUCCGCUGUCAAAUCCCAGAGCCGGAUCCACGGAAAGAUCCACCUUAUUCAUGCUCCGCACAGCAACUUGCCCGGGCAAUAUUAUGUCUGUGUCACUCUUAAGAGUAGCAUAAGUUGCAGCUAAUGAAGAUUAUGCCUUGUCCAUAUUUGUGAAA